AUGUCUUCGACUCUUAGACCGCUGUUGACGAUGGACCUCGCAACCGCUCCAGACAAUAUCCCGGAGUUGAAGAAACUACUGAAGUCUUUCCAGGAUGCGCUCCGAAGACUUUAUACAGAACAUUCCUGCUGCGAAACGAAGCAAAGGGAGAUGACAUCGAUGCUUGACACCAGCAAUCGAUCCCUCCAGAAGGCUGAAACAGAGAUCAAGAGCAUGCGAGACGAAAUUGCAAAGAUGAGCAUGGCCCAAGAGGCUAUAGAGGAGUCUGAGAUGAACGCGACUAAGUUCAUGUUGGAGCAAGGAGUCCCGAUGGGUGUGAUGGUUUCUUCGCCUACUUCUACUCCAAAUAGCCAUGGGCCGGCUGUUGGACUCUCUGCGGCAGCGUUUGGAUCACUGAGUGACAAUUCUGCAUUCAGCAGGCCUCCUAUGCCCAUGCCUGAUACGGCUAAUGCUGGAGCUCCGGCUUCUGCCAUCAUUGGCAGCCUUACUAAGAUGGGCUCUUUAGUAGGCUCUUUAUCGGGUCGAUCGAGCUUCAGUGGUGGCAUCCCCAUGCCACAAUCCAAUGCAGUACAGCAGAAUCCGUUUGCGCCACCAGGUUCUCUUACUAGCAGACCAGCCUUUGGGUCAAUGGUCCCAACGUCCAACUCUAGCAUGACUUCUCCUGUAACCGAAGGCUUUGUCUCGGGGUCACUGACCCUUAAGAGUAGGCAAAGUACUAUGCCGUCGAACAUGCAAGCUGCUGCUCCGCAGGCAAUGUGCCCUAUGCAUGUUGCAGGCGGUCGACACGCCGAUGUUGAGGGAAGUGAGGACAGUGACACACCUCGUGUGCGCAUCAAACACUCCCGCGACGACUAA
Giardia duodenalis is the source of this 855-nucleotide messenger RNA. RefSeq lists its product as uncharacterized. The coding region runs from base 1 to 855 and encodes 284 amino acids. The record is from RefSeq and is a predicted model, not a curated record. Lineage: Eukaryota; Fornicata; Diplomonadida; Hexamitidae. The transcript has a single exon.